Molecule: messenger RNA, 3755 nt
Organism: Lontra canadensis (Northern American river otter)
Lineage: Eukaryota; Metazoa; Chordata; Mammalia; Carnivora; Mustelidae
Gene: MAP3K12
Product: mitogen-activated protein kinase kinase kinase 12
Exons: 15
Coding region: 366-3092 (908 amino acids)
Biological process (GO): protein autophosphorylation; JNK cascade
Molecular function (GO): JUN kinase kinase kinase activity; ATP binding
Source: RefSeq, a predicted model, not a curated record
GGGUCGGGGGGCGGGGGGAGGAACCUGGGGCUGACACCAGUGCACCCGGACACCGCACGAGCCUCGCCUGUGACAGCGCCCCGGGUCCGGUCGAGGGCAGCGGGGGGAGGAGAGAAGGAGGAGGAGAAGGAGGAGGAGGCGGGAGCAGCAUCCGGAGCCGAGCUGCAGCAGCGCCGCCUUUUGUGCUGCGGCCGCGGAGCCCCUGAGGAGGAAGAGAGGGAAGGAGGAGGAAGAGUUUGGGCCCUCUCAGGGAAGGAAAGGAAGGAAUGGGCCUGAUGUGCCCACCGCCCGCCUCACCACCACCCCCACUCCCACACUCAGCCCGCUGCACCUGAGGAUUAGAGGGUGCGAGCACCUGUUCCUGGAUGCCCAGGGCCCACGGCCCCCCGCCGCGCCCAGGCCCAGAGGCCAUGGCCUGCCUCCAUGAGACCCGCACACCCUCUCCCUCCUUCGGGGGUUUCGUGUCCACCCUGAGCGAGGCGUCGAUGCGCAAGCUCGAUCCGGACACUUCCGACUGCACCCCGGAGAAGGACCUGACGCCCACCCAGUGUGUACUCCGAGAUGUGGUGCCGCUGGGCGGGCAGGGCGGGGGCGGGCCGAGCCCCUCUCCGGGGGGAGAGCCGCCCCCUGAGCCUUUCGCCAAUAGUGUCCUGCAGCUCCACGAGCAGGAUGCAGGGGGCCCCGGGGGAGCCACGGGGUCACCUGAGAGUCGGGCGUCCAGGGUCCGAGCUGAUGAGGUGCGGCUGCAGUGCCAGAGCGGCAGUGGCUUUCUGGAAGGUCUCUUCGGCUGCCUGCGACCUGUCUGGACCAUGAUCGGCAAAGCCUACUCCACAGAGCACAAGCAGCAGCAGGAAGACCUGUGGGAGGUCCCCUUUGAGGAGAUCCUGGAACUGCAGUGGGUGGGCUCGGGGGCCCAGGGCGCGGUGUUCCUGGGACGCUUCCACGGGGAGGAGGUGGCAGUAAAGAAGGUACGGGACCUGAAGGAGACGGACAUCAAGCACCUGCGGAAGCUGAAGCACCCCAACAUCAUCACCUUCAAGGGCGUAUGCACCCAGGCUCCCUGCUACUGCAUCCUCAUGGAGUUUUGCGCCCAGGGCCAGCUGUAUGAGGUACUGCGGGCUGGCCGCCCUGUCACCCCCUCAUUGCUGGUUGACUGGUCCAUGGGCAUCGCCGGUGGCAUGAACUACCUGCACCUGCACAAGAUUAUCCAUAGAGACCUCAAGUCCCCCAACAUGCUAAUCACGUACGACGAUGUGGUGAAGAUCUCCGAUUUUGGCACUUCCAAGGAGCUGAGUGACAAGAGCACCAAGAUGUCCUUUGCAGGGACAGUAGCCUGGAUGGCCCCUGAAGUGAUCCGCAACGAGCCUGUGUCCGAGAAGGUCGACAUCUGGUCCUUUGGCGUGGUGCUAUGGGAACUGCUGACUGGUGAGAUCCCCUACAAAGACGUAGAUUCCUCAGCCAUCAUCUGGGGCGUGGGAAGCAACAGUCUCCAUCUGCCUGUGCCCUCCAGCUGCCCAGACGGCUUCAAAAUCCUGCUUCGCCAGUGUUGGAACAGCAAACCAAGAAAUCGUCCAUCGUUCCGCCAGAUCCUGCUGCACCUGGACAUCGCCUCAGCCGACGUCCUGUCCACACCCCAGGAGACUUACUUUAAGUCCCAGGCAGAGUGGCGCGAAGAGGUAAAGUUGCACUUUGAAAAAAUUAAGUCAGAAGGGACCUGUCUGCACCGCCUAGAAGAGGAGCUGGUGAUGCGGAGGAGGGAGGAGCUCAGACACGCCUUGGACAUCCGGGAGCACUACGAACGGAAGCUGGAGAGAGCCAACAACCUGUACAUGGAGCUUAAUGCCCUCAUGUUGCAGCUGGAGCUCAAGGAGCGGGAGCUGCUCAGAAGGGAACAAGCUUUAGAGCGGAGAUGCCCAGGUCUGCUUAAGUCACACCCUUCCCGAGGCCUCCUGCAUGGAAACACUAUGGAGAAGCUCAUCAAGAAGAGGAAUGUCCCACAGAAACUGUCACCCCACAGUAAAAGGCCAGAUAUCCUCAAGACUGAAUCUUUGCUACCUAAACUUGAUGCUGCCCUGAGUGGGGUGGGGCUUCCCGGGUGUCCUAAGGGCCCCCCAUCACCAGGACGGAGUCGUCGUGGCAAGACUCGUCACCGCAAGGCCAGCGCCAAGGGCAGCUGUGGAGACCUGCCUGGGCUUCGUGCGGCUUUGCCACCCCAUGAACCUGGGGGACCAGGAAGCCCAGGGGGGCUAGGAGGGGGACCCUCAGCCUGGGAGGCCUGCCCUCCAGCCCUGCGUGGGCUCCACCAUGACCUCCUGCUCCGAAAGAUGUCUUCAUCGUCCCCGGAUCUGCUGUCAGCAGCACUGGGAGCCCGGGGACGAGGGGCCACAGGGGGAGCUGGGGAUCCUGGCUCACCACCUCCAGCUCGGGGAGAUACCCCGCCAAGUGAGGGCUCCGCACCAGGCUCCACCAGCCCAGAUUCACCUGGGGGAGCCAAAGGGGAGCCACCUCCACCAGUAGGGUCUGGUGACGUUGUGGGGCUGCUGGGAACUGGAAGGGAAGGGACAGCGGGACGGGGAGGAAGCCGGGCUGGGUCCCAGCACUUGACCCCAGCUGCACUGCUGUACAGGGCUGCUGUCACCCGGAGCCAGAAACGUGGCAUCUCAUCAGAGGAAGAGGAAGGAGAGGUGGACAGUGAAGUAGAGCUGCCAUCAAGCCAGAGGUGGCCUCAAGGCAUGAACAUGCGCCAGUCACUGUCCACCUUCAGCUCAGAGAAUCCAUCUGAUGGGGAGGAGGGCACAGCCAGUGAGCCCUCCCCCAGCGGCACACCUGAAGUUGGCAGUACGAACACCGACGAGCGGCCAGAUGAGCGGUCUGAUGACAUGUGUUCCCAGGGCUCAGAAAUCCCACUGGACCCACCUGCAUCAGAAGUGGUUCCUGGCCCCGAACCCAGCUCCCGACCCAUCCCACACCAGGACCUACCCAGAGGGGAGCAGGGCCCUCCCACUAAUGAGGACUCAGACUGUGACAGCACUGAACUGGACAACUCCAACAGUGGUGAAGCCUUGCAGCCUCCAGCCUCCCUCCCUCCAUGAAAGCCACUCUGAUUCCUGUACAUAGAAAAAUUAUUUAUAUAAAUAAUAUAUAAGCGCCACAUAAUCCACAGAGAAAGAUGGGGCUGUCCCAGCCUUAAGUCAGGCUCAAGGGAGUCUGACCCCUGACCAAUUCACCUGAUGAAACUCUAGGGCUACUGGCAGCUGUGGAAAUGGAAGGACAAGUACUACCCUAGAGCUGUGGGUAUGGGCAGACUGGCCCCUUCCUGCUUCACCCCAUUAUGUUCAGCGAGCGGUAAGGCAAUAGAAAAGCCAGACUUGCCUCUUACGUUCCUCUAUACUCUUUUCCCCCAACCCUGGGGAGGAGGAAAGGGAGCCACUUAGACUGCACUUUUUUGUUUUCCGUUUACUCUGUUUACACAUUUUGCACUUGGGAGGAGGGAGGCAAAGGCUGGGUCCUCCCCUCUGAGGUUUCUCAGGUGGCAAUGUAACUAAUUUCUUUGUCCCUCCGUUUCUCUGCCCAAGCCCUGGCUUAGGGCCAAGGGGGAGAUUAGGAGAUUGUGAAAGCAUGUGAUGGCUCAGGCUAAAGGAAGGGGAUGGAAGUUUUAAGUCCCUGCUUUUAUCCUGGUGCCUGAUUGGGGUGGGGACUGUCAUAUUGUAACCCCUGUGAAAAAUCUUAAAAUAUAGCCACUCCACGCAGGCCCA